Messenger RNA from Triplophysa rosa, 486 nucleotides. It is a transcript of the gene rps27.1, whose product is annotated as ribosomal protein S27, isoform 1. The coding region runs from base 46 to 300 and encodes 84 amino acids. Gene Ontology annotation, cellular component: cytosolic small ribosomal subunit; ribosome. NCBI's taxonomy places the organism in Eukaryota, Metazoa, Chordata, Actinopteri, Cypriniformes, Nemacheilidae. Gene Ontology annotation, molecular function: RNA binding; structural constituent of ribosome. The record is from RefSeq and is a predicted model, not a curated record. Gene Ontology annotation, biological process: translation; ribosomal small subunit assembly. The transcript has 4 exons.
UCCGCCUGGAACUUCCUUUCUGGCAGCGGCUUAAUCUUCGCCAACAUGCCACUCGCAAAAGACUUGUUGCACCCGACCCCUGAGGAGGAGAGGAGGAGUCACAAGAAGAAGCGUCUCGUUCAGUGCCCCAAUUCUUAUUUCAUGGAUGUCAAAUGUCCAGGAUGUUAUAAGAUCACAACUGUGUUCAGCCAUGCACAGACAGUAGUGCUUUGUGUGGGCUGCUCGACUGUGCUGUGUCAGCCCACCGGAGGCAAAGCUCGACUCACAGAAGGGUGUUCCUUCAGAAGGAAGCAGCAUUAAGAUGUUCUCUAGAUGCUUGCUCGGAGAAAGAGGGAGAGAAGAUGAUGAUCUGGCCUCCGUGACUGCGUGACGGAUGAAGAAAUACAACCAAACACCCUCAUUAGACGCCUCAAGGACAGGCAGGAACAUUCACUAAACUGUCUCUCUUUCUCUCUCUGUUUCAAUAAAAUGUUUGGGCUACAAUAA